Molecule: messenger RNA, 1862 nt
Organism: Gekko japonicus
Lineage: Eukaryota; Metazoa; Chordata; Lepidosauria; Squamata; Gekkonidae
Gene: RABGGTB
Product: Rab geranylgeranyltransferase, beta subunit
Exons: 9
Coding region: 49-1044 (331 amino acids)
Biological process (GO): protein geranylgeranylation
Cellular component (GO): Rab-protein geranylgeranyltransferase complex
Molecular function (GO): Rab geranylgeranyltransferase activity
Source: RefSeq, a predicted model, not a curated record
AUUCGCAUGCGCAGUGAGUACUGAGCUGGGCGCGGCGGAUGUGUGAACAUGGGAACACCACAAAAAGAUGUUGCAAUAAAAAAUGAUGCACCAGGUACAUUGUUGUUAGAGAAGCAUGUGGACUACAUAGCUGCUUAUGGAACAAAAAAAGAUGAUUAUGAAUACUGUAUGUCAGAAUAUUUAAGAAUGAGUGGCGUUUAUUGGGGAUUGACAGUGAUGGAUCUUAUGGGACAGCUGCAUCGAAUGAACAAAGAAGAAAUUCUGGCAUUUAUCAAAUCAUGUCAACAUGAAUGUGGUGGAAUAAGUGCAAGCAUAGGUCAUGAUCCUCACCUGCUAUAUACACUUAGUGCUGUCCAGAUUCUUACUCUGUAUGACAAUCUACAUGUUGUGGAUAUAAAUAAGAUAGUUGAUUAUGUAAAGAGUCUACAAAAGGAAGAUGGGUCGUUCGCUGGAGACAAAUGGGGAGAAAUAGAUACAAGAUUUUCGUUUUGUGCAGUAGCAACACUAGCCCUUCUGGGUAAACUGGAUUCAAUUGAUGUGGACAAAGCAGUAGAGUUUGUUUUGUCUUGCAUGAACUUUGAUGGAGGAUUUGGUUGUAGACCAGGAUCUGAAUCUCACGCAGGACAGAUCUAUUGUUGCACAGGAUUCCUGGCAAUAACUGGCCAAUUGCACCAAAUAAAUGCUGACUUGCUAGGAUGGUGGCUUUGUGAACGGCAGUUGCCAUCUGGUGGCCUCAAUGGAAGGCCAGAAAAGUUACCAGAUGUAUGCUAUUCAUGGUGGGUGUUGGCAUCUCUGAAAAUCAUUGGCAGGCUGCACUGGAUUAACAGACAGAAAUUACGCAGUUUUAUCUUGGCUUGCCAGGAUGAGGAGACUGGAGGAUUUGCUGAUAGGCCAGGAGAUAUGGUGGAUCCAUUUCACACCUUGUUUGGAAUUGCUGGACUCUCGUUACUGGGAGAAGAACGGAUUAAGCCUGUGAAUCCUGUGUUCUGUAUGCCUGAUGAGGUCCUUGACAGAAUAAAUGUACAGCCAGAACUUGUGAGCUAGUUUUUAUCGUUGUACAGUGUUGUCAUACUCGGCUGCUUUGAAUUUUUCCAUCAAAUGACAUUUUAAAAUAUGUUUACAUGACAGAUUACCACUUUACUGUCAUUUUGUAUGUGGACUGUAUUCAGAGUUAAUAAAAUGAGUAUUACAUGUGCUUGAAGUUCUCCAUAACAGAUGUAGAUAUACAUUUAAAUUGUCUUUAAAAAUGUGUGCUUCAGGGCUCUGUUCUGGUCCUGUUACUUCAGAAUAACAUACUGUAUUAGGCACAGUAGAUGAAUACUUGAAUUGUUUGACUUUAUAUUUAUUAAACGAUUGUUCACCCAUCUUGAUGAUAGCGUGUAUUGGACAGUGAAUUGUCCCGAAUACUGUUUUCAUUAACAAAGAAAUUUACUUGCAUAUGCCAGUGACACUUUAUGCUCUUAAAUUCCUGUUUAGGAUUUGCCAUAGUUUUUUAAUCCGCUUUGAGUCACUUUGUCUUGUCCUACAUUACAGUAGACAUUUUGUGGUACUCAGAUUAUUGCUUUUUACUAGUGACAUCCUUUAAUAGUUCAAGUUCAAGUUAGCCUUUAUUGGCAUAAAAUGAAGUUUAAUAAUGCAAUCAUGAUGUACCUUGAUAUAAACUGAUGCCCUUGCUGAAUUUUUUGGAAUUUGUUCCUUCACUCUAAAAUAUUUAUUGCAAUUGUGGAAUCCCACUUUCAGUAGUAUUUAGAACAGUUAUGUAUGUGUGUGUGUGUAUAUAUAUAUAUAGUCCAAAAAUAAAGUUAUAAAAGAAUACUGUUUUCUGUAAAGUGAAAUAUCUAUUUCCACUGGAAUUCUAGAAG